AUGUCAGUCGAUACUCAAGAACAACAACAACAACAACAACAACAAGAUAAUAAUAAUAAUCAAAACAAAGAAUCUAUAGAAAAAGAAACAACAAAUGAAAUAUCUGCAACAAAUACAGAAACAACUGUAACUACUACGACACCGUCUGCAGAUGGUCAACAACAACCACCUACAACAACAACAAAAGUAAUCACAUUUGUAUCAUUUUGCGCAUUUAAAGUACUAGCUGGAGCUGAAUACAUUGGAGAGACAUUGGCUAGUAUCUUUGGUAUCACUGAUUCAAAAUAUCAAUAUCACGUCCACGAACAUACAAUGAAACAAGAAGAAAAGAAAAGAAAAUUGGAAAGAGAUGGUAUAGAAAUCUCUAAAAUGGAAUCUGGUUCUUCUUCCUCUUCUACAACUAUUACAACAAAUGAAUAA
Cavenderia fasciculata is the source of this 420-nucleotide messenger RNA. RefSeq lists its product as uncharacterized. The transcript has a single exon. The coding region runs from base 1 to 420 and encodes 139 amino acids. Lineage: Eukaryota; Evosea; Eumycetozoa; Acytosteliales; Cavenderiaceae. The record is from RefSeq and is a predicted model, not a curated record.